Messenger RNA from Helicoverpa zea (corn earworm), 1551 nucleotides. RefSeq names its product protein seele (gene sel). NCBI's taxonomy places the organism in Eukaryota, Metazoa, Arthropoda, Insecta, Lepidoptera, Noctuidae. The record is from RefSeq and is a predicted model, not a curated record. Bases 117 to 857 code for a protein of 246 amino acids. Gene Ontology annotation, cellular component: endoplasmic reticulum. The transcript is spliced from 7 exons.
AUGACAGAAAAAAGAUAAACUUCUUCACACGUCGAGGCACUUUUCCGACAUUUAUCUGAUUUUUCUCGUAAUUUAAACACUUAAUUGUGCUAGUAAGUUAAAAUAAAGGUUCAAAAAUGCGUCCAGCGACGUUUUUCUUUGCGUUCACUAUUUUAUUUGUAGCAGUAACUGCAAGAAUUGAUCCCAAAAACUUGAAGUGUUUAGUGUGUCGGACGACCUUCGAGGAGCUUAACGAUGUGAUAAAAAAAGUAGAUAAAUGGAAGAAAAUCGAUGUCGGCAACUUCAGGAUGGAUGCAAGUGGCAACACUAUGCAGGAGAAGGUGCCUGCCCACCGGUCAGCUGUGUAUAUCUCCGAAGUUAUUGAUGGCAUUUGCAAGAAGAUGGAUGACUACGUCCGAGUCUACUACAAAGCUACCAACAAGCUGGCCAUCAUGCAGCUCAUUACCAAGGACGGAAGCAUGAACCCCGAGUUCAGCAAGACCAAGUUUGUCACCGACGAUGACCUCAACAAGAGCUUGGAGUACUAUUGCGAGCGUAUGUUCGAGGAGAAUGAGGAUGAGAUCACGACGCUGUACAAGGAGAGACCUCAUGACGAUAUUAUGCCCGAUGCUGAAAGAGAGAUCUGCUUCAACACCGCGCAAUACUGCGAAGAAUGGAUGUUACCCAACGAUGAAGACACCACAUGGACGCAAGAGAUGGAGAGGGAGUAUGUCAAGGUCCACGGCCCCGACCCGUACGGUUUCGGCGGCCUCCCCCCGCAGAGCGAGAUGCCUGACUUCAGCAAGGACUACGACGAUACCGAGCAACAAACCGACGAGAUUGACCUACAGGCUGAAAACGAUAAGGAUGAACUGUAAAUGUUAUGUAGAAGAUAGUUUGUUACCUCCCCACUCAGAGACAUUUAAUGGUUACGUAAGCCAUUCCUUAGUGAAGGAUUUGUAUGACAUUCCGUCACCAAGGAGUGACUUAAGUAAUCAUUAAAUGUCUCUGAGUGGGGAGGUUAGUGCGGCUUAUACAGGAUAGUUAACUUUAAAUGUGGUUUGUGUUAAAUGACUUUGUUUUGGAUGUAGUUAGCGUUUAGAAAAUUCGGCCUUUGCAAAGUCAAAUGAUUUUAUGUCAUUCAGGCCUUUACAAGUACUUAUGAACGUACGUAAAAUAUUAAUAAGUUUGCUGCUCAUUCCAAAAGUAGCUUCCUAUGGAUACUACCAAACUAAGAGGUUUCCGACUUGAGGCAGUGGUGGCGUAGCAUCGGGUGGCACCCGGGGCGGACUACAGAGCAUCCCCCCACAAAUAGCGCCUAAACAAGUUAGAAAUAUCCACCGUAAAGUGAAUUUAUCCACGGUGGAAAAAGAAACUGUGACUGAAGCGAGAGUCAGUUGUUUUUGCUACUUCGGUGCUUUAACUUUUUGUUAGAUUGAGGACUUAAAAAAUAAGCGCAGAAUACAUUAGAAAUGAAGAAAAAAACGCGAUGUGAGCGGAAUUUUUUUCAAACUUUGAGGAAUUAAUUUAUGGUCGGAUCCAAGAAAUAAAGUCAUUUAACACAGAUGGUAA